UUGUUUUUGAACCAAAGUAAAACCUCAGGGCUCUCUCGCAUCUUCUUCUCCGGUCCACGAUGCCCUUGUUACGACUGUCUCCGUGUCUACUCCUCCUCACCGUCUGGUUCUUGUGUAUUCCCGGUUCGGUUCACGUUGUUCGAGCUCAAAACCAAACCGGAGCCACUACUCAUCCCGACGAUGCACGUGCUUUGAACACAAUCUUCGCGACAUGGAAGAUUCGUGCGCCGAAGGAAUGGAACAUAAGCGGCGAGCUUUGCUCCGGCGCCGCCAUCGACGACAGUAUCUCCGUCAACAACGGUGCUUACAACCCACUAAUCAAAUGCGGCUGUAAUUUCGUCAACUCCACAAUCUGCCGCAUCACGGCUUUGAAGGUUUAUGCGAUAGAUGUUGUAGGAACUAUACCUGAUGAGCUCUGGACUUUGGAAUAUCUCACAAAUCUGGACCUGGGUCAGAAUGUUCUGUCAGGAUCCUUGUCUCCUGCAAUUGGAAACCUGACUCGAAUGGAAUGGAUGACUUUUGGGAUCAAUGCGUUGUCUGGCCCUGUUCCUAAGGAAAUUGGUCUGCUUACAGAUUUGAAAUUACUUAGCAUUAGUUCAAAUAACUUUUCCGGUUCUAUGCCAGCUGAGAUUGGGAGCUGUACAAAACUACAACAAAUCUAUAUAGAUAGUUCUGGACUCAGCGGGGGAAUACCUUUAUCAUUUGCUAAUCUUGUGGAGCUACAAGUCGCUUGGAUUAUGGAUCUGGAAGUUACAGGUCGGAUACCAGACUUUAUAGGAAAUUGGACCAAACUUACCACCUUGAGAAUUCUCGGAACUGGUUUGAGUGGUCCUAUACCGUCGUCAUUUUCAAACUUAACUUCUUUGACAGAGCUGAGGCUAGGUGAUAUAACCAAUGGAAACUCUUCUCUUGAAUUCAUCAAAGACAUGAAAUCUCUAAGUACAUUAGUAUUGAGGAACAACAAUCUCACGGGGACAAUACCGUCUAAUAUUGGAGAAUACUCAAGUUUGCAACAAGUUGAUUUAAGCUUCAACAAACUACAUGGACCUAUUCCGGCUUCACUUUUCAACUUAAGUCGACUUACUCACUUGUUUCUGGGAAAUAACACGUUGAAUGGUUCCUUGCCCUCACAAAAGCUGCAGUCUUUAAGCAAUAUAGAUGUGUCGUACAAUAAUUUGUCUGGAAGUCUUCCUUUGUGGGUCAGCUUACCAAACUCGAAUUUCAACCUAGUUGCUAACAACUUCACAUUGGAAGGUCUUGACAACAGGGUUUUAUCAGGACUGAACUGCCUGCAGAAGAACUUCCCCUGCAAUCGAGGCAAAGGAAUAUAUUUUAACUUUUCGAUCAACUGUGGAGGCCCGGAGAAAAGGUCUGUCAGCAGAGCAUUAUUUGAGAAGGAUGAAGCGGAUCUUGGACCAGCUUCGUUUUUCGUGAAUGCUGCUAAUAGAUGGGCAGCCAGUAGCAUAGGUCUUUUUGCCGGAAGUAGCAAUAAUAAUUACAUAGUUACUUCACUAUCACAAUUUACCAACACGUCGGACUCAGAGCUUUUUCAGUCAGCAAGACUUUCUGCAUCCUCUCUAAGGUAUUAUGGGUUGGGGCUAGAAAAUGGAGGCUAUACUGUAACACUUCAGUUUGCUGAAAUACAAAUCGAAGGUUCUAACUCUUGGAAAGGUGUUGGAAGACGACGUUUUGACAUUUAUGUCCAGGGAAGACUCGUUGAAAAGGAUUUUGAUAUACGUAGAACAGCUGGUGGCUCUUCAAUUAGAGCAGUUCAGAGAGAAUAUAAAGCAAAUGUAUCAGAAAAUUACCUCGAAAUUCAUCUUUUCUGGGCUGGGAAAGGAACAUGUUGUAUUCCUAUUCAGGGGGCUUAUGGACCACUAAUAUCGGCCGUUAGUGCAACACCAGAUUUUACACCAACUGUGGAUAACGAGCCACCAUCAAAGGGAAAGAACAGGACUGGCAUUAUUGUGGGUGUCAUUAUUGGCGUGGGACUUUUGGGCAUCUUUGCGGGUGGGUUUAUCUUCAUCAUCCUCAAAAGAAGGAAACCGUACACAGAUGAUGAAGAGCUACUUAGUAUGGAAAUAAAGCCUUACACUUUUACAUACUCGGAACUUAAAAGUGCAACUCAAGAUUUUAAUCUCUCAAACAAGCUUGGAGAGGGUGGAUUUGGGCCUGUUUAUAAGGGAAACCUCAAUGAUGGAAGAGAGGUAGCUGUGAAGCUGUUGUCUGUUGGAUCCCGGCAAGGGAAGGGACAAUUUGUUGCAGAAAUUGUAACAAUUUCUACAGUUCUACAUCGCAACCUAGUAACACUUUACGGGUGCUGCUAUGAAGGAGAUCAUCGUUUGCUCGUAUAUGAGUAUCUCCCUAAUGGAAGUCUCGAUCAGGCACUAUUUGGGGAUAAAAGUUUACAUCUUGAUUGGUCAACCCGUUUUGAGAUAUGUCUGGGAGUAGCCAGAGGUCUAGUCUAUCUCCACGAGGAGGCGAGGGUUCGCAUAGUACACAGGGAUGUCAAGGCCAGCAAUAUUUUGCUUGACUCUAAUCUAGUCCCAAAAGUUUCAGAUUUUGGGCUUGCCAAACUAUACGAUGACAAGAAAACCCACAUAAGUACCAGAGUUGCAGGGACAAUUGGAUAUCUUGCGCCAGAGUAUGCAAUGCGUGGACUUCUAACAGAGAAAACAGAUGUGUAUGCCUUUGGUGUUGUGGCCCUUGAGCUAGUCAGUGGAAGGCCAAACUCUGAUGAGAACUUGGAGGAUGAAAAAAGAUAUCUUCUUGACUGGGCAUGGAAACUACGCGAGAAAAGCCGUGAAGUCGAACUAAUAGAUGAUGAGCUAAGUGAAUUCAACAUGGAAGAAGUGAAACGUGUGAUUGGCAUUGCUCUGCUAUGCACACAAUCAUCAUAUUCCUUGAGACCACCAAUGUCACGAGUGGUGGCCAUGUUGUCAGGAGAUGUUGAGGUCAGUGAUGUUAUGUCUAAACCAGGCUACCUAACCGAUUGGAGAUUCGAUGACACCACCACUACCUCUCUUAGUGGCUUUCAAACCAAAGAGACAGGCGCUACUGGCUCCAUGAUAUCACCCGGUAACAACGACUCUCAGCCAAUGCUUGGAGCCAAGAUCAAUGUUGGAAGAUGACAAUGUCUCUUCUCUGAUGGCUAUAGAUAUGUUUGUAUACAUAUGAAUAUCUUCUUCUUUUGAUUGGAAAAAAAACGUAUUUCACCUUGAUUCUAUAAACA
Molecule: messenger RNA, 3232 nt
Organism: Eutrema salsugineum
Lineage: Eukaryota; Viridiplantae; Streptophyta; Magnoliopsida; Brassicales; Brassicaceae
Product: probable LRR receptor-like serine/threonine-protein kinase At1g56130
Exons: 24
Coding region: 60-3131 (1023 amino acids)
Biological process (GO): protein phosphorylation
Molecular function (GO): protein kinase activity; protein binding; ATP binding
Source: RefSeq, a predicted model, not a curated record